Prorocentrum cordatum is the source of this 2185-nucleotide messenger RNA. The record is from the annotation of a GenBank genome assembly. Lineage: Eukaryota; Dinophyceae; Prorocentrales; Prorocentraceae.
GUCUGAAGCCCGCGUGGUGCGCACCUGUCCUUGGCUGUGCUGGCAGUUUGUUCGGCUCAAGUUUCUUGGGUUCGGGUUUUCUCCUCUGUAGCAAAUGGAUUCCAUCGCUCUGAUUGACCCAGAGAAGGGAGAGAUAUCCACCGAUGAUGGUGAGUACGAGGAUGGCUCUGGUUUAGAUAGGCGCUCCGUCUCUACCGUUUCCGAUCCACACAUGGAGAAGGAAGGCGGCGACACGAAUUCCAUGAACGCCGAGGCCGCCAACAGCAGUGAAUGCAACACCGCCAGGUGCCGGAUGUUGGUCGGGAUCUUGGCUCUGAUGAUUUCGUCAUUGUCCAAUUCGAGCCAGUCCGUGGCGGUACAGAUGGCUGGGCGUGCUGGUUGCCAAGCCUUGGUUGCAGCAACAGGGCGCUUCUUGAUCCAGACUCUCAUUUCCAGUUGGAGCCUCGGGGGCAUCAUCACUCCAGCGUAUGACAUCUGGUAUAUUGGUAGCAGUCGAAGAUUCUGGAUUAUGGUGCGUUGUGUCUCGGGCAGCUUGAACUUUGGCGUCUUCUCAGUCGUCGUGACGUCCAUGGCAGUAGGCGAAGCAACCAUGAUUAAAUACGCAUCGCCCGCCAUAACAUGCGUACUGGCCUUUUUCAUGCUGGAUGAAAGGUUUGGGUGGUCAGAGAGCGUGGCUUUAUUGGCAUGCAUGUGUGGGGUGGCUCUUGUCGCAUCUGCGGGUGCAGGUGGAAGCGACGCGCAUCACUCUGGGCAUCUUAGCUACUACUUUGCAAUAGCACUCGGGCUGUUUGGAUCUCUCUGCAAUGCGGUCAGGAACAUCUCUCUCAAGCGGCUUGGCAAGGCGACGGAGUCCGCCGGCGACCAGAGUGCUUCGACGACGGCCCAUCAGGCUGAUCUGAUGACAUGGAUGACCGGCAUUGCUGGGCUGAUCAUGUGCAGCAUUACGGCGCUGGUAAUAGAGGGCCCUGGGGCGUUUUUGUCGCUGAGCUCGCCGACAUGCCUGUUCUGGGUUGCAGCGGUCGGUGGUGCCGGGUACUGCACACAGUGGUCUAUCAAUUGGGGAGCGCAGGGCGGCACCGCGAUGCUCAACAGCCUGAUCAGCUAUCUUGACGUAGUAUUUGCAUUAGUGUGGCAGGUGGUCUUCUUUGAGGAGCCGUUGCAAUUCAGAGUCGUUGUCGGCGCUGUGCUGGCGUUCGCGUCGAUUGUGCUGCUCACAGUCCAGAAAGCAUGCUAGUAUGCUAGUGUUAGCCUGGAUGUUCUUCCAUAAUUCUUCACGCUUCGCAGGGGAAUGCAUUGGAACAAAGAGGGGGUCAGCCGUUACCUUUCACAGGAGGAGGAACAAGUGCUUUGCCUCGGCGCUUCGGCUGACCAAUCAUGUCGUCGCCCAGGUAGCGCAGAAACGCUACGAUGAGUGGAAUGGUUGAUGACGGUCUCAGUGAUCAGGAUCGUUUUGAAUAUUUUCUCAGAAAUCCGUAUUGCUUGGAGCCAGCAGAUUCGUAAGCUGUGGCGUCUUAGCGCUUGCCACUCGAUCUCCUGCUCGGCUAUUUAAGUGCCUUGUUCAUUCUUGGUGGCGGCUAGUGCUCACGGGUGCCAGCCUUUGCUUUGCAGCCUCUGUAGUUCGCUCAGUUUUUUCGCCCAUCCUCUUCCCCGAGGGGUGCGAGUCAUGCCGUGCCAGCAAGCCGGGUUUCGCACUUGCUGGUCUCUUCGCAGACAUCGUGGACAAGGCAAGGCCUGAAUCACCGCACGCACUCACUUUCUCCAGCAUGGGAAUUAGUUGGCUGCUUUGCAAGGCGGAUCGGAUUCUAUGAUCUUCAUCCCGUUGCAUAGCGAAUGUAAGGGCCAAAGCUACCCUCCAUCGCUGCGCUUCGGAUUUUUUCGUGGUCCAGGCUGUGACCCACCCAUUCCUGAAUCUUCCCGCAGAGCAUGUUUCUGACCUCAGUCGGGCAGGCCCGUAAGUCACGCCCGAACCUGUGUAUAGGCGGGUGGAUGCAUGCGAGACGAAGGAGGAACAGCAGCAGGGGGAGGAGCACGUGCUUAGCCCUUUCCUACCGCAGCUGCACGGCGCUUCGAUGAGGGGAAUGGCUUAUUUCGGAGUCAGUUUUCAAUUGAUGAGCGGAUUGGCCAGUUCCAGCCGGUCUGUGGGCUGCGGUUUCACAGCGCUUGUCGCUCUGAGGGGGACGGGGAG